Molecule: messenger RNA, 3573 nt
Organism: Dicentrarchus labrax (European seabass)
Lineage: Eukaryota; Metazoa; Chordata; Actinopteri; Moronidae
Exons: 22
Coding region: 39-3233 (1064 amino acids)
Biological process (GO): innate immune response; inflammatory response; regulation of apoptotic process
Molecular function (GO): protein binding
Source: RefSeq, a predicted model, not a curated record
CUGCAGGACCCUCAGCUGGAGCAGCUGGUGUAAACACCAUGGAAGACAGUAGGUGCAAUGCUAAAAAACAGCAGCCUUCACUGACCCAGAGAGUGAAAACGAUGGCGUCUGUGAUAGAGCUGCUUUUGGAAACACUGAAAGAUUUGAGUUCCGAGGAGUUUGAGGAGUUCCCGAGCAAGUUGCAUCUAUUUAAAUUCUCCAGACCUCGCUUAUUUGCGAGAACAGACUCCCAAUUAACGAUGCAGGAAAUACCAGACCUGCAGGACACAGUGUUUUCAAUGGUGCAGACUUUUGGCCAGAAGUCUGUGGAGAAGACCAAGAAAGUUUUAAAGAAGAUGAAGAGGACCGACCUGGUGCAGAGGUUGUCUGACAGCAGCUCAGGAAACAAAAGAAGGACAAGAACUAAAAAAAAACACUCAGUGGAUGAACACCUGUCUGCACUGAUCCACAAAGUUGCAACAAUGGCGUCUGUUAAAGAGCUUCUUUUAGAGACACUCAGUGAUUUGAGUUCUGAAGAAUUUAAGUCCUUCAAGUGGCUGCUGCAGUUCACGUUGUUCAAGAGGAACCUUCCACAACUCUCAUGGGAACAACUGAAGUGCGCAGGCAGGGUAAACCUACUGGUGAAUAUGAUGGUGAAGAAAUAUGGUCAACAGUCUGUGGAGGUGACGAAGGAAGUUUUCAUGGACAUGAACAGGAUGGAUCUGGUGCAGAGGCUGUCAGAGACCAGCUCAGGAUUCAAAGCUGCAGGAUCAUCGACUAAGGCAUUUGAUGUGUACACCACAGAGAGAGAGAAACACUCUGUGGAUGAACAUUGGCCAGCACUGACCCAGAAAGUGGAAAUGAUGGCGUCUAUGAUAGAGCUGCUUUUGGAAACAUUGAAAGAUUUGAGUUACGGGAAGUUCAAGGAGUUCAAACUGGUCCUGAGGCAAAUUCACUUUCCUUCAUUUAAGAAAUGGGGGGUGCUGGAGACAAUGGGCCUGCAGGACACAGUGUUUUUAUUGGUGCAGACUUUUGGCCAACGGUCUGUGGAGACGACUAAGGAGAUUUUAAAGAAGAUGAAGAGGACUGACCUGGACCAGAAGUUGUCUGAGAGCAGCUCUGGAUCCAAAAAGAAACCCUCUACAGAUGAACAACGCUCUGCACUGAUCCAGAAAGUUGCAACAAAAGCAGCUGUUAAACAACUGCUUUUGGAAACCCUGAAGGAUUUGAGUAACAAGGAGCUCCAAGAAUUAAAGAGGCGCCUGAAGAUUAUUUUCUCCCAGAAGGACCUCCAAAUGGGUUUGAGAGACACAGCAGACAGAGCAGAAAUAGUGGAUCUGAUGGUGGAAACCUACAGCCAGCAGUCUGUGGAGUUAACCAGGGAGAUUUUCAUGGACCUGAGCAGGGCUGAUCUGGUUCAGAGGCUGUCAAAGCCCAGCUCAGGACUCGAAGAGAAACCCUCUGUGGAUGAUCAUCGACCUGCACUGCUGGAGAGAGUAUCAGCGAGGGCAGCUGUAAGAAAGCUUCUUUUUGAGACACUCAAUGGUUUGAGUUUUAAAGAGCUUGAGAAAUUUAAGUUUUUGCUGCAGUUCACGUACUUCCAAAAGAGCCUCCCACAAAUCUCAAAGAGUCAAAUGAAGAGGACACACAGUGCAGAACAACUAGUGGAUCUGAUGGUGGAGAACCUGGUGGAGAACCAGCAGUAUGUGGAGGUGACCAAGGAGGUUUUCAUGGAAAUGAACAGGACUGAUCUGGUGCAGAGGCUGUCAGAGACCAGCUCAGUACUCAAAGAGAAACAUCAGUCUGAACCACCCCAGAAAGAAGUAACCAUAACAUCACUUUUUGAGAAGCUUUUGGAAACACUGGAAGAUUUAAGUUCUGGGGAUCUCGAGCAAUUCAGGCAUGUCCUGCAAUACAUGAAAAUGAAGGAAGGUCUCCCAAGAAUCCCAAGACACCAAAUGGAGAUGGCAGGCAGAGCUGAAAUAGUGGAGCUAAUGGUGAAGACCUACGGCCAGCAGUCUGUGGAGGUAACCAGGGAGGCUUUAAAUAAACUGAACAGAACUGAUCUGGUGCAGACGUUGUCAGACAUCAGCUCAGGAUCCAAAGAAGGGCCUUCAAGAAGCUUGGUGCUUAAGGGUGGUGGCAGCAGUAUGCAGGACUCCAGUGACUGGACUAAACUUGAACCUGAAGUGAACAGUACAGAUGCUGAUGAGGCUCCAGCUUACAGCCUACAGACUGAAGCAGGAAAGUUUGAAUGCAGUGUCUCUGGAUUGCGCUGGUUCUGUAAGGAGAAGGUCAACUUUAAGUACCAGUUUUGCUCUUGGGAGGAACACAUAGAGAGGAUGGAAAGCAUCCAAUACAUGCCUGCAGGUCCCCUAAUUGACAUCACAGUCAGGUCUGGAAAGUUGGAUGAAGUGUACCUGCCACACUGGAUCUGCAUAGAUGACAACCCUAAAAUAUCCAACAAGUUUGCAGUCUUACACAUCAAUGACUGUGGAGAUGAAGUGGAAAAAGUGUCCGAGGUUACACAAUCUCAUGUCAAGUUAUCUGAACCAGUUUUUUCUCCAAGAGCGGUCCUGAUGAAAGCCGGCAUUCCUGUGAAAGUAAACUGUAAUGUGCUAAUAUACAAGACCAACACAGCAUUCCUGACACUCCAUGUUUAUCUGAUCCCACGGGAUCCUGGUCUACAACAGGCAAUGGACAAGAGGGAAUUGUCCUAUGGAUACAAAGUAAUCCGAAAGCCACACCCAGAGAAGUCCCUGAAAAUGCGCGAUCGUUUCAUCUUAACUGCAGAUUUGGAUGGUGCAGAAAUUUAUCCUGAAGAACUAAAGCUCAGAUAUGAAAGCAGAACCCCAAAUUUCUACGAAGUGUUCAUUGAAAAUCCAGACAGAAACUUUGCGCUCAAGCUCGCAGAAAGAAAUGGUCAACAAGCAGUAUGGACCUGUGCAAUUCGAAAAGACGAAUACCAAAGUACUCCUCAUAAACAAGGGGAGCACUUUGUGGAUAAACACCAGUGUGAUCUGAUUAAGAGAGUGAGCAAUAUUGGACCAAUCUUGGAUAAUCUCCUGAAAGAACAAAUAAUUCAACGAGAAGAUUAUGAUACAAUCAGGGCUAUCCCAACCACUCAGGAGAAGAUGAGGACACUCUAUAGUGGUCCCCUUAAUGCUGGUGGACAUGCAUGCAAAGACAUCUUCUACAAAAUCCUUGAGGAGGACGAGUCAUUUCUUGUUGCUGAUCUGAAGAGGACGGAGUGAUAAACACUGCGACCAUUGGAUAAAUUGGCAGUAGUGGUAGAAUGAAUGAAGAGGGAGGGAGCCAUGAUGGCUAGAACAAAGCAGUUAAUUGUAAUAAUGAAGAAGAAUUUCGUUUUCCACUUGGAAGCUGCGAUACAAGUCAAAGCAGAAAGUCAAGUGUGAUUUAUUUCCAACUGUAAAUUAAGUUUAUAACUUUGCACCAGGCUGUACAUACAGAACAGAAAGAGUGUAUUUAGAGUAUUAUAGUCACUUUUUAAAAAUACAUUUUUGUUUCUGAUUUUGCACAAAUAUAAUUGUGACUAUAUAUAUAUAUAUAUAUAUAUAUAUAUAUAUAUAUAUA